Falco peregrinus (peregrine falcon) is the source of this 1485-nucleotide messenger RNA. Its product is annotated as acrosin-like. Gene Ontology annotation, molecular function: serine-type endopeptidase activity. Gene Ontology annotation, biological process: acrosome reaction; proteolysis. The coding region runs from base 184 to 1485 and encodes 433 amino acids. The transcript is spliced from 7 exons. Lineage: Eukaryota; Metazoa; Chordata; Aves; Falconiformes; Falconidae. The record is from RefSeq and is a predicted model, not a curated record.
GCAGGGAAAGGGGAGCGGGCACACACCCCACGGGUUUCCUCGGCCCUUCUGGCCAUGCCUUGAGGGGAGGGAAGACAGCUGGCCUUUAGCCGGAAUGGCACAAGCUUCCAUGGAGCUAACCAGAAUGGAGUUUCUGGUUACAGAGGCACCUGCGGCCUUCGGCCUGCGGCUUUUCACUACGGCAUGUCGCGCGUUGUGGGUGGCACAGAUGCCCAGCCAGGGGCCUGGCCCUGGAUCGUCAGCAUCGAGGCUCCCUUGGAAGGAGGCACGGCGCACAUCUGCGGGGGUUCCCUCAUCAGCCCACAGUGGGUCCUCACAUCAGCCCACUGCUUCAUCGAGGCCAGGAACAUCACCAUGUGGCAGGUGGUGGUAGGUGCCACCCGGCUGACCCAGCUGGGACCUGAGGCCCAGGUGCGCAACAUCAAGCAGCUGCUGGUUCACCAGCACUUCAAUAAUAUCACGUGGAGAAACGACAUUGCCUUGCUGGAACUGGAGCAGCCUGUCCAGUGCAACAGCUACGUACAGCUUGCCUGCGUGCCCGAUGCCUCGCUGAGAGUCUCGGAGCUGACAGAGUGCUACGUCAGUGGCUGGGGUGCCAGGACUGCAAGAGGUGAGCUCCCAAAAUGUAGAUCGGCGUAUGUGCUGCAGGAGGCCCAGGUGCACCUCAUUGAUGCCGGGGUCUGUAACAGCAGCGGCUGGUACAGAGGGGCCAUCCACACCCACAACAUCUGUGCUGGCUAUCCGCAGGGUGGCAUCGACACCUGCCAGGGGGACAGCGGUGGGCCUCUUGUGUGCCAAGACAAGAGCGCUGACUACUUCUGGCUUGUUGGCCUGACCAGCUGGGGGAUGGGCUGUGCGAGAGCAAAGAAGCCCGGAGUCUACACCUCCACCCAGCACUUCUACAACUGGAUCCUGGAACAGAUGGGCCUGCACACAGCAGUAGCGACUACGGCAAGGCCGCAGCCAGCCUUCACCUCCACCCCCGUUCACAGGCCAACACCAACAGAAGCAGGAAGGUUUAUACCCUGCCCACUUCCAGUGCAGAAGCUGUGGGAUUUCCUUUCUUGGCUGCAGAAGUUGGUGCAGUUCCUAAUAGGAGAAAGGAGAAUUACGGCCAUCCCAUUGCUGCCGCCGCUGACCCCUGCCUCACUGGGCACCCGGGUGCCAUCAUCAAGCAGUAGCAACGUCAGCAUCACGGCCACAGGCUUCCCGAGGGACAAGGCCAAGCUGUCCCCAAGGCAGAGGGAUGCCCGGGACACCGGCCACCUGCUCUCACAGCCCCGGAGGGUUGGGUCCUUGAGCUGCCAGCUGGGCACCGUGGCCUCGCUGGAGCAGAGGCCAGCCUCAUUCCAUGGGCAGCUCUGCCAGGCGCCACCGGGGCUCCUCGUCCAGCCCCUUCGGAGUGACUCCAGCACCACGGCAGCUGAGCGGGACUGGGGGUCCGCGAGCAAACCCACCCCACCGAGCAGGAGAGCAAGCAGCUGA